AUGAUGGAUCUACGCUACAUGUGGAUUGAAUCCCCCAAGGGAAUUUUUCGCCCAAUGUGCUCUAGCACCACUGGCGAAUUCCUUCAUCGGUUCCGCUUUGAAUUUGAGGGAUAUACUUGCGAAUGUCCUUCCAAAAUGAUCAGUGACUUUCUGCUUACAGAAUAUCAAUUUAGAGUUAUUCUUCAACUCAAAGAUGGUGAAAAAGGAGACCGCGAGAAUGAAGGAAUGCGUGAUGGAAUUAAUACCGAAUAUGUUCGGUGCGAGAGAAACCUGUAUUUCAAAGAUUCCGCUCUACCCUCUUUAACACUUGACGAGAUGCGCAGAUUCGCUAUGAAGGAUUCCAAAUGGUAUAUACGUAAUACCCUUACUAACCACUGCUGUCUCAAUGGUGGUUGUUGCGGUCAAAAUUGUGGUUGCUGCGAAAAGCGUGCAGGUCACUUACCCCUAAAAGGCAUAAAUGGACACUGUACAUGGGCCUGCCGUUGCUGUAUAGAGAGGAAAGGAUUCGGUUUUAAAGAUUACGAUGGCAAUAUCUUUGAACGGCAGUACAAGGACGAACUUGAAAGCGAUAAUCCAGUCCUUCUGCUUCGAAUGGCAGAUGGCUAUUUCUCCGCGCCUAAAUCACGACCAAGUUUAAAACCGGAAUCCAAUAGUGAUUCUACGUAUAACUCGCAGUCUACUUCCCAAGACAUUCCCCAAGAUGCAAAUAAUGAUGCAAAGGCCAUGGCUAAGGAGGAAAUCCAAGACAGUGCCGCGAAUAUAAUUUCCGAUCCUUGUCCACCGCCAUAUAAGGAGAUUGCGAAAGAUGACGAGGAGAGAAAGCAAAGGUGA
This is a messenger RNA of Penicillium waksmanii, 831 nucleotides long. RefSeq lists its product as uncharacterized. The record is from RefSeq and is a predicted model, not a curated record. Bases 1 to 831 code for a protein of 276 amino acids. NCBI's taxonomy places the organism in Eukaryota, Fungi, Ascomycota, Eurotiomycetes, Eurotiales, Aspergillaceae. The transcript has a single exon.